Messenger RNA from Danio aesculapii, 2882 nucleotides. RefSeq names its product cAMP responsive element binding protein 3-like 3b (gene creb3l3b). Gene Ontology annotation, biological process: regulation of transcription by RNA polymerase II. The record is from RefSeq and is a predicted model, not a curated record. Gene Ontology annotation, molecular function: RNA polymerase II cis-regulatory region sequence-specific DNA binding; DNA-binding transcription factor activity, RNA polymerase II-specific. Gene Ontology annotation, cellular component: nucleus. Lineage: Eukaryota; Metazoa; Chordata; Actinopteri; Cypriniformes; Danionidae. Bases 90 to 1256 code for a protein of 388 amino acids. The transcript is spliced from 10 exons.
ACACACUGAGGAACAGCACCACACUAACAUACACCAUUUCUCUCUGUGGAUCUUUUUCUGCUGUUUGACUGUUUCUCUGCAGCCCGGACAUGGCAUUUCUUCCAGACAAGUGUUUUCCGGGCCCUGAACUCCUGGAUCUGCUGCUGAAGCCUCAUAAAGUCCCUCAUACGGCCAGUGAUGGAGAACAUGGCAGUCCUGCGUGGUCAAUCGCAGAUCAAAGCAUUGCGUGUCAUGAAGGCGUUGUGGAUGAUUUUCUGGACUCACUGUUGGACAUGUCAAAGCCGUGCUCCCCGUGUGACAGCGGGAUCAGUGAUGACAGCCCAUCUGAACAGCUGGACAGUCCACCACCAUCCUCAAGCCCAGCGUUCAGCUCCCUCUUCCUCCAUCAGCCUCUUCCACAGCAGGACACAAACACAGAGCCGGAUUUCUCCAUUGAUCUGGCAGAUUGGGAGGCCUGCCUGUUUUCCGACAGUCUGACAGACCCUCAGUUCCCAUCAGCAGUGGUGAAAAGUCAACCGGCAGCAGUUUACCAGCUCACAGUCAAAGACCUGCUGCUCUCAAGCGCUGCAGAACCUUCAACAAAACCCUCCACCCAACAAUCUCAGCAUUUGAUUCUCAAUGAUGACGAGAAGAAACUCUUGGCCAAAGAAGGAGUGAGUCUUCCCAGCCAACUGCCUCUUAACAAGUAUGAAGAAAAGGUUUUGAAGAAGAUUCGGAGGAAAAUCCGAAACAAGCAGUCAGCGCAGGAGAGCCGCAAGAAAAAGAAGGAGUAUAUCGAUGGACUGGAGGGCAGGAUGGCUGCCUGCAGCGCUCACAAUCUGGAUUUACAGAGGAAAGUCCUCCAGCUGGAGAAAACCAACACGACUCUGAUGGAGCAGCUGAGGCGACUGCAGGCACUGUUGAUGAGCGGCUCCAGUAAACCUGCACAGACGGGGACCUGCAUACUGGUGCUGGUUCUCUCUUUCUCUCUCAUUCUCAUCCCGAGCCUUCAACCCAUCUCACACCGGAGGGCUGCAGACCCCGCGGACAUCAGCACCGCCAAAGUUCAAUCCAGGUCCCUGCGCUCCGUGAUGGAAGUCUACAGCAUCAGCAGUGGUGUGGACACGUCCUCGUCCAAUCAAAACGCGCUUCUAACCAGGCCCGAGUAUGCUGACAUGGACCAGUCACAUCACAACCACAGCUACCGAAAGCAUCGUCGCGGAGACCCCAUCACUGGGCACAGCUGGACAACACACCGCGAACAAGACAGAAAGUGACUUGUGGAUAUUAUACCACGCUUCUGAAUACGCCAACGCUGAUCAUUCCAGAUGCAAAACAACCAGCUACAGUUUGUUUGUUGCAUUUAUGUAGCCGUGGGUUAAUCUGAAUGGAUUAUACCACAAAACCUGAUGGGAAUGGUAAAUAUAUAUACUGAUGCCACAGCUUGCAGUAUGCAAACGUUGUGCAGAAACCCCCCCACACACACAAAAGCAUGCAAAUGUUGCACAAAAAGAUGCUUCUUAAGUUUAUGAUGUACCUUAAACCCUUCAGGCUGUAUUUUAAUGAUCUAGCCGCAAAGGUCUAACAGGGUUGUGCUUAUUCUCUUAAUGAGUUAUGGGUGUGUUUUGAGCAUAACGUGCAUUAAACCAAUCAGAGUCUUAUCUCCCAUUCUCUUUAAGAGUCAGUUGUGUCACGCCAUGGUGCAUUCGCUAUUUACAUGGUGGACUUUGUAAGUGGAAAAACUGAAAGCUUUACUAGCGACAGUUGAACAGACCAUCUGCAGCACAAGGAUAAAGAACGAGCUUCCUCCAUUCAGCCUCUUUACUUUUACUCCUUUACUUUCGUGCAUAAGGAAACGUUGUUGUACUCACUCCACUGAAGACAUCCAUUCACCUACAUAUUUAAUUUUGUUUGUUAAGCGCAAAGAUUAGUUUCAAACUAUUUCUAAGUUCACUUCUAAUUUCCAGAAAACGAAUAAAUGAACAAUAAUAACGAAGUGUGGUCAAAAAACUGAGUUUUAUCUAAACACACGUCCUGUUCUUAUGCCCCAUAUGGUGAUGCAGACGUCUCUAAAACACAACGGGUGGACAAGUCUAAACUUGUUUUUAUUAAAACAAAUAAAAAUAUGUAUAUAAUAAAUAAUACUGAUAAUAAUAAUAACAUUAUACAAAUGCAAAUUGUCAUGAAUAAACAGAAAAAGGCCCCCUGAGGUGAAGAAGGCAUGGAGGCAGUGGGUUUUAUAUUUAAUCAUUUAAUUAUUUUCAUAUGUAAAGAUAUUUGUGUAUUGCUGUACAUACUGUGUGUAUUAAGUGUUUGGACCCACAUAAGCGCAUAACUAACACGUUCUGCGCUGGACUUUAGAGCAGCUUUUAGUUGGUCAAUAGCGCAGUCUAUUUUAGUUCCAUAAAAUAGCAGCAAGCCGACAAAGCACCUUAACACACCUCUUUUCUAGACCGGAACACCAAUGAGGCCACAAAGUGGCGCAAAUGGAUUUGCUAGUUAAGCAAUAUGGCACAAAACGUUAAAAUUACAGUAGCGCUGGUCUGAAAAUAGCAACAUAUCGCACCAAACACGUCUUGCGCCUUAAUGCGCCUGGUGUAUAGGGCCCUUAAACUUCACACAACGAUGUCAUGCAACUAAACUGCAAAAAUGUAAUGAAAUUAUUUCAUGCUCAAACAUCUGACUGUGGUGCUGAAGGACAUUUAAUAACAUACAGACCAACUGAUGGAAAUGCAAAGCAGCAAACUACUGAUUGCUUUGGCUGUAUAUGACAGGGUACCGCUCCUUUGAAAUGAUUGUGGGACCAAGGUGCAGUGGAGGACUGGCCAUCCAGAGCCAGAUAUAUACACACACACAUAUACAUACAGUACACAUACAUACAUACAUACAUAUAUAUAUAUAUA